Messenger RNA from Eurytemora carolleeae, 2131 nucleotides. Its product is annotated as CAP-Gly domain-containing linker protein 1. The record is from RefSeq and is a predicted model, not a curated record. NCBI's taxonomy places the organism in Eukaryota, Metazoa, Arthropoda, Copepoda, Calanoida, Temoridae. The transcript has 10 exons. The coding region runs from base 59 to 1873 and encodes 604 amino acids.
UGAGGAAAUGGAAUAAAUACUGAAUAUUUUUUUUCAGACUAUUAUUAGAUAAAAAAAAAUGCCGGAGGAGCGGGGAGUUAGCUCAGGGUUGCAAAGUGUAAAUAUUGCACAGGCCUUGAUGGAAGAGGACCUAGAGAGAGAGUUGGCGCGAAAUGAAGCUGCAAACAGAAUGGCAAAGGAAAGAGAAGAACAAGCACUAGCUGCUAGACUCAGGGCGGAAACCUCCCAAAAGAUGAUGCAAGAAAUGAUGAGGAAAUAUGAAUUGAUGAGAGAAAAACUUGAAUACACAAAGAAACAUUUAGAUGACACAAAUGAAAAAAUCUCCAUCCAGGACAAACUGACAAACAAAAUCAUAGAUAUGAAGACAAGAGUUGAGAAUUACUCGAAUAAACGUGAAGCAGUUGCCUGUCUCAGCCAAGCUGUUUCUCUUAAGGCACAGCUGACAGGAAUAGGAGAGCACACUUCAGAGAGCAAUAAUAAAACAAAUCCAGAAAAUACCGAAGGAGCCGAGGGUGGGAUGGCAAACUCAGAAGAAGCAGGGGCAUCUUCUACAGAGGGAGGGAAAGCAGUUUCCCCUAAGGGAGGGAAAGCAGCCUCCAGCAUGAAUGGGGAGAUGGAUGAGGAUCUGUUGCUUAGAACAAAGGAGAGAAUGGAGAGAUUAAAGAAGAACAUGGAGGAGAAUGAAGAAAAGUUCAAACAGAGAGAGGACCUGAAGAACAGGUUGGAGGAACAGGUGGAGAAGGGAGAGAAGAGAGCAGCUGAUCAGGCCAGGAUUGCUAAGGCAAAAGAGGAUUUGUUGGCGCUCAAGAUGCGCGAAUUAAAGCUUCAGCAGUUGCGUCUUGCGCGCAGGCAAGCACAGCAGGAUCGGAAGGAUCUUCAGAUGGAUCAUUUCUUUCAACAGCUGGAUGAGAUUGAGAAGUCUCCAAUCCUUCUAAACCAACAAAAUCUGGAAGCUCUAAAGCAAGCAGCUGAGAUUACGCUUGAAUUCAAUGGUAAAACCGAAUCCAAACCCAAUAAAGAAACUAUGGAACCAACCAAGGUUGGAGAAACUACUAAAGAAGAAAUGAAGCAGGAAAACUCAAUUUCAUCUGAAACGAAAAUAGAAAAAGAAAUUAACACAGAAGUGAACACCUCUCAUCCCGACAAUAAUGAAUUAAAUGAAACAACACAAGAAAUUACAAAAAAAUCUGAAGUGGAAAUGAAAGUAGAAAAUGGCGACCAAAGAUUAGAAAGUGAAAUUAGCCCAGCACAUAACAAUUUAGAACUAUCCGAAGAAACCAGAACAAAGCAUGAAGUCAUUACAAUUAAAUCGAAUAAAAUACAAACUGAAAACAAUAAAAUAAACCAUGAAGCUACACAUGUGCUGGGUCCAGAAACUGGAGCUAUUUCGAAACAAAGACGACCCUCAUCAUUGGAAACUGAUAUUGAGCCUUCAGCAGAACAAAAUACAGAACAAAAUACAGAGGAGGACACCGCUAGCACGGCAUUAUCUGACACUGUGCGUAAGAUUGAAGGAAAAUGUGCAAGUGUGAAGGGAGAUUUAGCAGAGAUGGCAAUGUCAGAGCAAUACCUUCGGACAAAGCAGGCAAUGCUUCUUGCAAAGAAGAAGGAAACAGAGAUGAAGAUUGCUCAGAAUAUUGCCAGUCUUAGAGAGGCAGAGGUACUUAAGAUGAAGGAGAAAGUAAAGCAUAUGCAGGAGCUUCUGGCGCAGAAGAGAGAGAAAUUGAAAAUACAGGAGCAGAUUAUGAAGGAGAAAAAUACCCAGGAGACAGAGAUUAAUAAAGUGAUCGAAGCCAAGAAACGAAGAGGAAAAUACUGUGAAAAAGAAUUGAUGGAAAAAAUUGUUUUUGAAAAACCAUCGAAAAAACAUUGAGUAAAUUUUUCAAAGUAUUUAUUUUAAAAAAAUUAUCGAUCCACAGCAUAUAUUUACAAAAAAAAGUGUUUGAUUCUAAUUUUUCACUGUUAUGAUAAAUUAGUUUUGCCCAAUUGCUAAAUUUUCAAGAUCCAAAAAAAACAUAUUUUCUAUCCCAAUAAGGAAGAUAAACCAAGUUACUUAUGCAAGGAAAGUUAAUUGCAGUCGUGUAUACUCUGCGGAUAUAUUGAAAAAUAUUUCUGGGCGGAAUUUGUCAAC